GAUGUUGGGAAUGGACUGCAAUUGCAAGCAACGCCCAGAUAAACGUGGGAACGAAAAAUCACAAAAGGUUUUUAUUGCAAAAAUAAAUGUUGUAAGAAAACAAUCCGAAAGGGAAAAGGGAAAGGUGGCAGGUUAGUUAGUUUGAGAUUUGGAAGCGCACCAAAACGCACGCAUUUCUCGAAAGAAAUAAAUAGGGACUAAGCAGAGAGGAAUCAAUGAGCAAAAAAGCUUUGUCCAUCUUGAUGCGCGCCAGAAUGAGGCCUAACAGUAAUUCCAACCAUUCUGUCUCUCCUCUCUCUCUAACCAACGCCGUGAAGCAAAUGCAGCGGCACCGGAAUUCCCGAGAAGGCCAAUCAGCUGGAGGUGCUUCGAGAGAAGAAAAUUCAGCUUCUAAUGACUCCGGCAGUUCUGAGAGAGAGUUUAUGCAUGUCCGUGCCUCAAUGGACUCUGCGGUAUCAAUGAACAAGACGGAAUUUCUAGAUGAUGCGCUUAAUAACUUCUCAGAGGGCUAUUUUAGCUUUUCUCAUGAAAACCGUCGCAAGUUGCUCCUACUCCUUGCUAGGGAGUAUGAUCUCAAUAGGUCACAGGUUUGUGAACUGAUAAAACAGUACCUUGCACUUGAACUUCCUGCUGACAAAGCUCAAGUGAGUGAAGAAGAAGGCUUGUUUGCUUCUUUCUAUCGCAUUGAGCGAAACUUGAGGCAUGCACUUAAGCCAGUUUAUGAAGUCCUUUUUGAGCGCCUCAACACUCAUCCUGGAGGGUUGAGGUUCUUGUCCAUCCUUCGUGCUGAUAUCCUAUAUAUUCUCACAGAGGAAAAUAUUGCAUCUCUGAGAGCAUUAGAUUCUUAUUUACACGAGAAACUGAGUACGUGGCUUAGUCCUGCUACCUUAGAGCUUCACCAAAUUACAUGGGAUGAUCCUGCUUCUCUUCUGGAGAAAAUUGUUGCAUACGAAGCUGUGCACCCUAUCAGCAACCUUCUAGAUCUAAAGAGAAGGCUAGGAAUUGGCCGUCGUUGUUUUGGAUAUUUACAUCCUGCAAUUCCUGGUGAACCUCUAAUUUUCAUUGAAGUUGCACUGCUGAAGAAUAUUGCCCAUUCUAUUCAGGACGUUCUGGAGGAUAGUCCUCCUAUACCUGAAAGUGAGGCAACCUGUGCACUAUUCUACUCUAUAUCAUCAACUCAGCCUGGCUUAGCAGGGAUCAAUCUAGGGAAGUUUCUUAUCAAACGUGUUAUAACGCUGGUGAAAAGAGAGAUGCCACAUAUAUCUACCUUUGCAACUCUCAGUCCCAUCCCAGGAUUCAUGCAGUGGCUCUUGUCCAAAUUGGCAUGUCAAAAAAGGCUCGCUGAAGGAGACAUGUCACAAACUCUUACUGAGGGAUCCAAUUUGACUUUCUAUGAGAAGAUACUUAAGCCAGAGGAGGAAGAAGCACUUAUGAGUUUACCGAAGGAUCUUGCAAUGGGACAAACUGGUAUGGAAACCAUGUUCAACUUGCUUACUUCUACAUCCUAUAAGUGGAUCCAUUCGUCAGAACUUGUGUCAGUGUUAAAGUCUCCUUUGAUGCGUUUAUGUGCGAGAUACAUUCUGCAAGAGAAGAAAAGAGGGAAGGCUUUGGAUUCUGUAGCAAAUUUUCACUUGCAAAAUGGAGCGAUGGUUGAAAGAAUAAACUGGAUGGCAGACCGAUCUGAAAAUGGCCUUUCCCAAAGUGCGGGCAUCAUGGUCAACUAUGUUUAUAGAUUGGGGCACAUAGAAGAGUACGCUCAUUCGUAUUUCAGCAAUGGGGAAAUUCAUGCCUCAAGUGAUCUCCGUCACUAUGUUGAGAGUGACAAGAAACAAUGAAAUCUGCUUGCUCGGAUUAAACUAGGAACAAAUGCAUUUAAAUCUAGAAAUGAGGAAGCUUGUAUCCUCACAUGAUGAUUUAUGUAAAGAUAAUUAAAGAUAAUGACGGGGCAACUCUUGCAAGAGAGCUACAUUGCAGAAGGCUAUGAUAAAUGGUUCAUGCUUGUCUUAGCAAACGUCAAGCUAUAUAGUUCUCUUCACAAAGAAAAAGCUCAAGCCAUGUAGUAAACUAUAUGAUGUAUGUUCAUAUCAAUAUAACACUAUACUGACAGCAGGCACCAUCUCGAGCGAACAGUGUGCUGCUGUUACCAAUUUGGUGGUUUCAGAUCAUUAAAUGUAAAGUGUAACAUAGGAAAAUUGGUUAGAUUC
Messenger RNA from Arachis ipaensis, 2204 nucleotides. Its product is annotated as malonyl-CoA decarboxylase family protein. Gene Ontology annotation, molecular function: malonyl-CoA decarboxylase activity. NCBI's taxonomy places the organism in Eukaryota, Viridiplantae, Streptophyta, Magnoliopsida, Fabales, Fabaceae. Gene Ontology annotation, cellular component: mitochondrial matrix; peroxisomal matrix. Gene Ontology annotation, biological process: malonyl-CoA catabolic process; acetyl-CoA biosynthetic process; fatty acid biosynthetic process. The record is from RefSeq and is a predicted model, not a curated record.